UUUGCUGAAGUUAAUUUUUGACUAUGCACGCUUUUGUUUCUUGUAAAACUGCAAUACAGAAGCAGUUUCUAAUUUGAACUCAUCUUGAAAUCACAUUUUAACCUGUGGUAAAAUAUGAGGAACACUGCUGUCAUUUUAAUUCCGGCUUUAAUAAUAACAACUCUGCUGGCUGACAAAGGCAAGAACUAUGCCAAAGAAAAUGUUUGCCAAGGGCUCAAAGACAUUGGAAUCGAAAAGUUCAAAGAAAUGGUCACUGUCCUCUACAGUCAAAAGUUCCCGAAUGGCACAUUCCAGGAGGUCAGUUGUGUGGCAGAUGAAAUGACUAAGCUUGCAGAAAAAUGCUGCAAAGAUGAUGCCAGUCCUGACUGCUAUGAUAAAGGAGCUACAGAGAUCUCUGAGAAGUCAUGUGGAAAGGACUCUCCAUUCCCUAAACAUCCAGGCAUCGAGCAGUGCUGCACACUUCAGGGUCAAGAGAGGAAACUUUGUCUGGCCUCACUACGGUACACUGCAGAUGAGCUGCCAUCCCUAACGGAGCCCACAAAUGAAGAGAUCUGCACCGAGUACACUAAAGACGAGAAGGACUACAGUGUCAGGUAUGUGUACGAGUUCGCCCGGAGGCACAGAAACAUCCCAGCAGGCUUUGUUCUAAAUGCUACUCAGAACCAUGUGAGAAUGGCAGAGAGAUGUUGCCGCCCUGAUAUCAAAAACUCUUGUUUCCUUCAAGAGAGACUCCAGAUGCGAAGCUCCAACAUUUUUCUGAAGUUUCUCUCCAAUGUUUGCAACAACCAAGUAAAUCUGAAAUCCUUCAAGUUUGGGUUGUCUGCAUACUAUGGGAAUCUCCUAGGACUGUCCUUUGAAGAGGCAUCAGCCAUGUCCGGCCAUUUCCACUCUGGGCUCGAAAAAUGCUGUUUAAAACCCCAACCUGAAUGUAUAAUUGAAGAGCUAACAAGCUUUCAGAAAGUUAUCUGCGGUGAAUCCAACCUGAAUGCCAUGUCUGAGGAUUUCCAUAAGUGCUGCAAGAAACCUGCCCUGGAUACCCUGCUCUGCCUGGAUGACUUGAAAAGGCAACCCCGUCAAUCUCCAGAUGUAGCCAAUCCUGUUUCAUCUAAGCUCUGUGAAGAAGCUCAACCACAUGGGAUUGACAGAUACUUGUUUCUAACUGGAGUGAAUCAUGCCUCCAUUUCUCUCCCUGUGCUGACGACCGUUCUCGAUCGAAUCAAGAACACAGUAACGGCCUGCUGCUCAUCUGCUGACAUCACAACGUGUUUAACAGAGAAGGAGAGUAAAUUGAAAAUGACUCAGGCACUUCUGUCCAAGUUGGAUGACACUUGUUCGCGGUACUUCAGACUGGACCUGCCUGCGUUCAAAACUCGGAUGCAGAAGGAGGUGCAGGGAGAGGGAGGAGAGAAGCGGACACAAGCAUGGCUGGACUUGGCCAUAUCCUGCUGUUCUCAGCGCUCCCCGGCACAACUCUGUCAAAAGCUGGUGAGCACACUGACUUACCAUUGACCUUUGAAAAGUUUUAGCCAUAGAACAUUUUGCAGUGUAAUGAAGUUACAACAAUUAUUAUUUUUAUAUUAUAGUUGAUUUAUCAGAUAGAUAAUGAUGUUUUAACGAUGCAGAAGAAAAACCAUCUUUAAAAUCAUAUAAAAAAUGUGAAAAAAGUAAUUGGACUUGUUCUCAGAGAACCUGACAAUAAUUUAUUUUAUUUUUCUUAUCCCCCAGGCAAAGAGUUUUUCCCUCCUGUUUUUAGCAUAAACCAAACUAAAUUGUGUUAGAUUUAUACU
Messenger RNA from Sinocyclocheilus anshuiensis, 1787 nucleotides. It is a transcript of the gene gc, whose product is annotated as GC vitamin D binding protein. The record is from RefSeq and is a predicted model, not a curated record. Gene Ontology annotation, molecular function: vitamin D binding; vitamin transmembrane transporter activity. Gene Ontology annotation, biological process: vitamin transport. Bases 115 to 1509 code for a protein of 464 amino acids. The transcript is spliced from 11 exons. Gene Ontology annotation, cellular component: blood microparticle; cytoplasm. NCBI's taxonomy places the organism in Eukaryota, Metazoa, Chordata, Actinopteri, Cypriniformes, Cyprinidae.